AAUGCAUCCACCUCAAUCAGUGACUCGUUAGGCGUCAGUAUACGAUUGCAGAUGUUACUCGUGUUUCUGCUGUUGGUAGUUCCUGCGUUUGGAUUGAAAAACAUCAAUGUGACUCGUACGAUUCGCUUUAAAGGAAGCGUUGUUAAAAUACAUCAUGAUAUUCUGCUCAGUGAAACGCCUUCUGAAUACCAGUUUGCCGUAGAGGAAAGUGACUGGAAACAUCUGGCUUUUAUCGGCGCAUCGCAUGGAGACGAAAAAUCACCACAGAAGAUCUCUGUGAAGGCGACAGCGGGGAAGCCUUACACGUACUCUUUCGAUCUUGGGAAACCAUCCACCCAACAAACUCAUUUGUUUGUGGAUAUUGUAUUAACGGAAUCAUUAGAACCAAAACCUGCUGAGAUUUACCAAGCUGAUAAGCAGCUCGUCAGGUUUAAGGGCAAUGCUCUCUUUCAUUCUCCUUAUCUGACGGACAGUCAGCAGACUUUAGUCCACUUGCCCAAAGGCCGACUUUUGACCCACACUUAUGCCUCACUAUCGCCUGUUGUAAAUGGAAAUGAUUUAGUUUAUGCUGCUUCUGAUAGUCGUCCAGCCUUCUCAAGGGAUCCAUUCGUCCUACAUUUCGAGUACGACACCCCGUUCCUGGUAGUUACCAAUAUGACACGUCUCAUUGAAGUAUCUCACUGGGGAAAUAUUGCUGUUGAAGAGACGCUUGAAAUAGUGAACAUGGGUGCAAAGUUGCGUGGUCCGUUUUCUCGCUUGGAGUUCGACUAUGGAGUCGGGCAACAAGUAGCAGCCAACUCUCUCAAAUCGUCCUUGCCUCUGUCUGCAAAAGACAUUUACUACCGCGAUGAGAUUGGCAAUAUUAGUACAAGUACAGUCAAGACCUCAUUGGACUCCGUGGAGGUGACACUUGUUCCGCGGUUCCCGCUAAUGGGUGGAUGGAAAACACGCUACACAAUAGGAUACAACAUCCCAGCCUACGAGUUCCUUUAUCACAGUGGUUCGAACUUUGCUCUUGUUAUGAGGUUCAUUGACCAUAUUUACAAGAACCAAUACAUCCGCGACUUGACAUUGAAAAUUGUUCUCCCUGAAACCGCCGGUGAUAUCCAGUUUGAACCCCCUUUCCCUGUUUCCGAACAGCAUUUCGAAAUUAUGAAAACAUACUUAGACACGUCAGGCCGAACCGUUAUUGUCUGUAAAGCCGAAAAUCUUGUUGAUGAGCACAUUCAAGAUUUUAAGGUGAACUAUCGUUUCAAUCUCCCAAUGAUUCUCCGAGAACCUAUGAUGCUGAUCACAGCAUUUCUAUGCUUAUUCGGUGCUGUAAUAAUUUACGUACGCCUAGACUUUUCAAUCUAUAAGAAUGAAAAAGAUGAACUUCGCCUUCGAGCACAAGCGCUAGUAGAUGAAGCUCAAGCCUUGCUAAGACGUCGUACUGCUUUCUAUCAAUCUUAUGAAGAUGCCCUGACAAAAUAUAAAGGGUCUAAAGACACCACUCAGUUCACAAAUGAUCGUCGUAAAUUAGAAGCGGAACAUAAAGGUUUGAACCAACAGUUGACAUCAGUUCAGAAUAAAAUGGGAGAUCUCUACCCUGAUGGAGUUGAUAAAUUAAAUGAUAUCAGCAGUCUUGAUCAACAAUAUCGUGACCUAUUUCAAGAAGGUAUCCAACUAGCAGAAAAACUGCUCACGGGCAAGUUGACAAAAGCACAAUAUCAAUCAGCAAACGAUGAUUUAUGCUCUAAGAAAACUGAUGUGAUUUACAAAAUAGAUUCAAUAUCGGAAUGUCUCUAGUGUAUGUGAUAACUAAUACGAUUCCUAUGUGAAUAAUUCUUUGUGUGUGUGGACCUUAUUUUUAGUUCUCUUUGUGUGCAAUUAUGUUGUGUUAUGUUGUUAUGUUAAUUUUUUUUUCCACUGAUAGUGCUUUUUUUUCU
This is a messenger RNA of Schistosoma turkestanicum, 1928 nucleotides long. The record is from the annotation of a GenBank genome assembly. NCBI's taxonomy places the organism in Eukaryota, Metazoa, Platyhelminthes, Trematoda, Strigeidida, Schistosomatidae.